Knipowitschia caucasica is the source of this 1884-nucleotide messenger RNA. Lineage: Eukaryota; Metazoa; Chordata; Actinopteri; Gobiiformes; Gobiidae. The record is from the annotation of a GenBank genome assembly.
AUGGACGCAAUCAUGCUGCAGGAGAAACUAGUUGAACGGCUACUGUGCCCGCGAGUCAGGACGGCCAGGCAGAAGGAGAAACAGUAUGUGGGAUUCGCAACGCUGCCAAACCAAGUGCACCGGAAGUCUGUGAAGAAAGGUUUCGACUUCACGCUGAUGGUGGCAGGGGAGUCUGGGAUGGGGAAGUCCACUCUCGUCAACAGCCUGUUCCUCACGGAUCUUUACAAAGACAGAAAGUUGCUAAACGCUGAAGAGCGCAUCAAUCAGACGGUGGAGAUCAUCAAACACACGGUGGACAUCGAGGAGAAGGGAGUGAAACUGAAGCUGACGAUCGUCGACACGCCGGGGUUCGGGGACGCCGUCAACAACAACGAGUGUUGGAAGCCCAUCACAGACUACAUAGACCAGCAGUUUGAGCAGUACUUCAGAGACGAGAGCGGACUCAACCGGAAAAACAUCCAAGACAACCGCGUGCACUGCUGCCUCUACUUCAUCCCACCCUUCGGACACGGGCUGCGACCGGUGGACGUGGAGUUCAUGAAGGCGCUGCAUGAAAAAGUGAACAUCAUUCCUCUUAUUGCCAAAGCCGACUGCCUCACACCAAACGAAAUCAAGAAGCUCAAAGACAGAAUACGAGAGGAAAUCGACAAGUUUGGGAUUAAGGUGUACCAGUUCCCAGAGUGCGACUCGGACGAGGACGAAGAAUUCAAACAACUCGACAAAGAGCUCAAAGAGUGCACCCCGUUCGCUGUGAUCGGCAGCAACACAGUGGUGGAGGCGCGUGGCCAGAGAGUGCGAGGCCGUCUCUAUCCCUGGGGAAUCGUGGAAGUGGAAAACCAGUCGCACUGUGAUUUUGUGAAACUGAGGAACAUGCUGAUCCGUUCGCACAUGCACGACCUCAAAGACGUGACGUGUGACGUGCACUACGAGAACUACAGAGCGCAGUGCAUUCAGGAGAUGACCAGUAAACUGACUCAGGACAAUCGCAUAGAGAGUCCGAUCCCCAUCCUGCCGCUGUCCACCCCCGAUGUGGAAACUGAGAAACUCAUCAAAAUGAAAGACGAGGAGCUGAAGCGGAUGCAGGAGAUGCUGAACAAGAUGCAGCAGCAGAUGCACGAUAAAGAGCAUGAUGGUACAGGAUAUGGUCUUUAUCAGUUGCUUCCAGCUGUGUGUUCCUCCUCGUCUUCAAAAACCCGUCACAAACACCCAUUGGGUUCAGCGGCAUUCGAGGUCAUGAUGAAGAGUCUGUCGCCGCUCCUCCUCUUCCUCCUCCUCCUCCUCUGCUGUGGAGGUCUGCUUUCUUGCCCCUCAGUCUGCUCGUGUCACAAUCGCACAGUGGACUGCAGCGGUCGCAGUCUCUCCAGCUCUACACUCCCAGACACUUUCCCCGUCGACACCACAGAGCUGCGCCUCCACAAUAACCUGCUAACCACUCUGCCACGCGGGCUGCUGCAGGCUCUGGACGCGCUGAAAGAACUGCGCUCUGUAACGCUCCACGGGAACCCCUGGAGCUGUGACUGCGGAGCCCUGGAGCUGCGAGCCUGGCUGCUCCGCCACUUCUACCGCAGCAGAGACAAGACCGAGAUACAACGAGUGCAGUGCAGUUCUCCGGUCGGCCUCAGGGGGCGAAUAGUGGCGUAUCUCAGCGAGCAGGAGCUUCUGGACUCAUGUCACUACUGGUUCUGUGACUUGGCUCUGGCCGCACAGUUGUGCCUCCUGUGCUUUGUGCUGAUUCAGGGGGCACUGUUGAUCACGGUGGUGGUUUUCCUCAGGAGGUUUCAGCUCAUGUCCAAAGAGGCCAGAAGAACCCAAGAGGAGAGCUUCACUGCAGGAGACAGGCCCCUAGACGACGAGUACACGCCUUUAAGAGAUACAAGCUUGUGA